ACCGGACUGGGAGCAACUCUAUUUAUUUCACAUUGCGAGCAGUUUUCAAGAUGGCGGACAAAAAGGGAAAGCAAGACCCAAAUGUUUUUAAUAAAUCAAAAGGACCUACCAAUGAACAGAUUGUUGGAAAAUUCAACCAGCUUAGGCAGGAACAAAGGUCGCUUAUGAGCAAGAUAGCUGAGCUAGAAGGAGACCAGAAUGAACACAGACUCGUUAUAGAAGCCCUGAAGGAUGUUAACGGAGAACGAAAAUGUUUUCGAUUAGUGGGUGGCGUCUUGGUGGAGAGAACAGUCAAGGAUGUGACUCCGGCACUACAACACAACAAAGAUCAGCUUGGAAAGCUGGUGGAAGCCUUGACGAAGCAGGUAGAAGCUAAAGGCAAAGAGAUUAACGACUUCAGAGAGAAACACAAUAUCAGAGUGAAAGGUGAACAGGCUCCGGAUCAGGCUGAUGUAUCGAACGACAAAGCCAACACACAAGGAGUCCUGGUUGCUGGAACAUAAUCCAUGUAUUAUCCCACGUUCAGGGUGAAUGAACUUUACUAGAAAAUAUUGGCCCCGUACCAAGCACUACCCAAUGUGGAACUGAUCUAAUCAUUCUUCUUCUCUGUACAGAAGAUUAUCCAUGUUCCGGGAGGAGAGUAAAUUAUUCAUGUUCAAGGACAUACUUGUGUGCAUGUUUUUAUGAUGCCGAGUAUUUACUUGGAUGGGGUUAACCAGUGCUUGUGAAGAAUUAUGCAUGUUGAGGGGUCAUUUUUGAUUUUAUCUUUUUAUGUUGUGUGAUUGAUACCAGUUGUUAACGAUUAAUGCAUCGAAACCAAGAACUUAAAGCAAGGGAAAACAAAAUGCCCGACCCCGACCCCAACCCCCUUUGAGCGGUAAAAAAAAAAGGGAAGUUAAAACGUGAUUUUCCGUGAUCAGAAAGUUUUGUUUAAUAGUAUGCCACGAUCCAAGCACUUUAAAGUAAACCUUACAUAUCUUUUUUGUUUUAUAUUCAGUACUCUUUUUACACUACUGUCACAGUUCUUGAUUAUAAUACCAGAAUGUAUGUUCAAAGACAAGACCUCAGAAACAAGGUUAAAUUUGAAAACUUUAUUUCAACUUAAUACUGAUGAUUCUUGUUGAAGUUGAAACCCACCCAAUCCCAGAUUAAAACGUGUAGUUAGAGA
This is a messenger RNA of Asterias rubens (European starfish), 1168 nucleotides long. RefSeq names its product prefoldin subunit 2-like. Gene Ontology annotation, biological process: protein folding. The coding region runs from base 51 to 503 and encodes 150 amino acids. Gene Ontology annotation, cellular component: cytoplasm; prefoldin complex. The record is from RefSeq and is a predicted model, not a curated record. Lineage: Eukaryota; Metazoa; Echinodermata; Asteroidea; Forcipulatida; Asteriidae. The transcript is spliced from 3 exons. Gene Ontology annotation, molecular function: protein folding chaperone.